This is a messenger RNA of Letharia columbiana, 1065 nucleotides long. RefSeq lists its product as uncharacterized. The transcript has a single exon. Bases 1 to 1065 code for a protein of 354 amino acids. Lineage: Eukaryota; Fungi; Ascomycota; Lecanoromycetes; Lecanorales; Parmeliaceae. The record is from RefSeq and is a predicted model, not a curated record.
AUGCACGAGAAUUUCAGAGAAGCCUCUCACACGAUUAUACACGAUCAGUCCAUCGUUCAGUCUCCCUGGACUGACGGCGGUCGCUCAUGUCUCGCUCUCGUGCUCUCACCAUGGUUCACACGUGCCUGGACUGCUCUGGAGCUGAGGCUGACUCAUAAAGGGAAAGUUUGGGUGAUAUAUGAUGAUCCCAGCGGCUACAAAUUAAAGAAUCUUGAUGAAAAUAUCCUAGCUCGUCAUCCAGCUUAUUCUUCCCGCGGUCAUUGGAUAGUAUCGUCCUUGGUCGAGCAGCUACGUCAGCAACAAUUCAACAAUAUUGGAGAUAUCUUGAAAGUCCUUCGGACAAGAAACACGUCGUGGCCACGAGAUCUUAUGGUAGUCGCUGGGCUUCUUACCGAACAUAAGCCAGAGACAACCAAGUCUGACUUCAUUGCGCUCAUUACGCGCGCUGUUAUUGCAGGUCUCGUAGUAAUUGAAGAAUCUUUCCUAUACCAUGGCCACGCUACUAUGAGCCAAAAAGGGGGAUGGUCUUGGUGCCCAUUCAGCUUGUUGGAUGUUCAGCUACGGACCAAUGCGGAUGAGUAUGAGAGAGUCUAUGUUGAUGAACAGGGCGCGACAACUGGAUACUGGAAGUACCGCGAGUUAGAAAAAGGGGAUACAGACAAGCUGCAGCCCUAUAGCUUUCACAUAUCAGUUCACUGGCAGAUUCGGACCGCUCUGGAUCAGUGGGAGAAUUGCCUAUUGUUGCAACAUCGUUAUACAUCGCCGAAAGCUCUUCUAGUUAUACCUUUAGGGUCUGGUAUUUCGAACAUAGGUGGCGAGGACUAUCAUGUUCUGGAGUGUCAAUUCGUUGGCACUGUAUACACAUUGCUCGAGUGGGGCGAAUCCUUCAGGAUCACAGUCCGACUGGGAAAGCUUGAGAGUGAACCAAUCAUGAAUGCAAAAGAUUGCAUCGACGAGUAUAGGGGUAUCAAGGGUCCAAGAAUGGUUAUGCCUCCUUCUGGGCAUGAUUUGAUUUCUAUAAGAGAAGCACGGAAAAAGGUUCUAGCCCCGAGCGAAAGAGCAUGA